AUGGAUGAUAUCCAGGAACGGCUACGCAGCCAUGCUCAGGCCUUCGAUGGUCUGAUGUCGUUAAUUCCUGCAAAGCUUUACUACGGAGAAGAUAGCAGUGACCAAUGGCAACGCAAGAAGCAGACCAAAGAGGAAGCCCGUGAGGCCAAGCGGGCCAAAUUGGACCCGGAAUCUGCCAAAACCGCCAAAGACGUGAUGGACGAGAACGCUCGGAAACGUAAGCGGGAAGAAGAACAGAAUGAAUCUGGCUCGUCUGAUGCCGAAGAGCUGGGCUCGGAAACCCCCAAAGAGGGGCUCAACAGAGGCGACGCCAACCCUAAGAAGCAGAAGCAGACUGAAAAAUCGGAACGCUCGGAUAAGGCUUCAGCAAAGACUAAUGAGGAUGCCGAGGCCCGCAAGAAACUGAAGGAAGAGAAGCUGGCGCAGAAGAAGGCCAACCAAAAGGAAAAGAAGAAGGCCAAAGAGGCUGCCAGAAAGGAAAAGCAAGCUGAGCAGCAGAAUAAGGACACCAAGACUCCUGCGGCUGAAGCCGUGCAAAAACCAGAGCCGAAGCAAACUGCCAACCAGGAUGCAGAUGAUAGCGAUGACGACGUUGACGGAGAUGCCGUUGCCGAGGGGCUUUCUCUCGAGUUCAACCCCGAACAAACAGAGCCCUCGGACUCGUCAUCGCCAAACUCCCCAGACUUCGACACGUCGAAUCCCCAAUCGGGUAGCUCUUCUAUAUCUUCCAUCGUUCCUCCUUCCGACCCUAAUGAUGCUUCCAAAACCUCAUCCACCGAACCCAAGCCUCUUAAGCCCACACCCGAAGAACUCAAGCAACGGUUACAGAAACGGCUCGACGAGCUACGGGCCAAGCGCCACGCCGACGGUCUCAACGGCAAGCCCGCCCGGAACCGCCAAGAGCUGAUCGAAGCGCGCCGACAAAAAGCCGAGCAGCGCAAGGCUCACAAGAAGGAGCUGCGACAGAAGGCCAGAGAAGAGGAGCAGCGAGCCAACGACGAAGCCAUGGCUCGCCGCUUCUCGCCCGGCGGCUCGGGAUCGCUCCUCGCCUCGCCUCGCUCGCCCGCCGACUCCGUCGGCUCGAACAACAACUUCUCCUUCGGCCGUGUGGUCUUCGCGGAUGGUAACGUCGCCGACCCCACCCUGUCGUCUGCACGGGAAGCCCACAAGCGCAGCGGUCCCCACGAUCCCGCCGCAGCCCUCAAGGCCGCCGAGGCUAAGAAGGCCCGUCUCGCGGGACUCGACGAGGAGAAGCGGACCGACCUCGAAGAGAAAGACAUGUGGCUGAACGCCAAGAAGCGCGCUCACGGCGAACGGGUCCGCGACGAUACCUCCCUUCUCAAGAAGGCCCUCAAGCGCAAGGAGUCCGCCAAGAAGAAGUCCGAGCGUGAGUGGAAGGACCGUCUCGAAGCCGUCAAGCGCGGCAAGGACCACAAGCAGCACAAGCGCGAAGAGAACCUGCGCAAGCGACGCGACGAGAGAGGCAACGGCGGCGGCAAGAACAAGAAACCCGCCGGAGGCAAGAAGAAGGCCAGACCCGGCUUCGAGGGAUCGAAGGUUGGCGGCAAGAAGAAAUAA
This is a messenger RNA of Aspergillus melleus, 1578 nucleotides long. Its product is annotated as putative 60S ribosome biogenesis protein Rrp14. Lineage: Eukaryota; Fungi; Ascomycota; Eurotiomycetes; Eurotiales; Aspergillaceae. The transcript is spliced from 3 exons. Gene Ontology annotation, cellular component: nucleolus. Gene Ontology annotation, biological process: ribosomal small subunit biogenesis; ribosomal large subunit biogenesis. The coding region runs from base 1 to 1578 and encodes 525 amino acids. Gene Ontology annotation, molecular function: DNA binding; RNA binding. The record is from RefSeq and is a predicted model, not a curated record.